AGCAGCUUGCAUCACCGACACUGCGUCGUCCGUCUCCAUCACUUCGGUGCUGAUCGCUGCGACUCACACAGCGCGACACAAUGCCGGCGCCAGUGCCACAGCCCACCCUCCCCCUCCACAGGGUGCGGUUCUUCGACCACACCCCGUCGCCCAUCACAGCCCUCGCCUUCCCUCCACUUCCUUUGCCCCCCGCGCGCGACCCGGCCGCGCCAGCUGCCAAGGGCAAGGCGCGUUCCGAGUCCGAACAGAACGAGCUGGGAGCGCUUGUUGUUGCCCGCGAGAAUGGCGAGAUCGAGAUCUGGGAGUAUGUCCACCCCGAGAGUGGGAGCAGCGGCAACUGGGUCCUCUUGAAGACCCUCCCGCCAACCCUCACCCACCCGACCAUCUCUCUCAUGGCUCUCGCUAUCCGGGAUCCUGAAAACUUCCACUCCAAGCCCUACUCGGUCCCUCGGGUGUCGGACCUGCGCCUGUUUACAGCCGGCUCGGAGUCGACCGAGCUCACCGAGCGCUGUCUGGCCAGCGGCCGUGUGCUGCAAACAUACCCCAUUCCGUCGCCUCCUCUGUGGUCGAUGAGCGUGUCGCCAACGCAGUCACUCCUGUGUUUGACCACCAACUCGGCACACCUCCAGUUUGUCACGAUCCCACCGCCGCUGUUGCCGGGCAGCGUGACCCAGCUCGAGCCGUCCCCUGCCCACCUUCUCCGCUCAGACGCACUCCCUUCGCGUACCCGCACGGUUUCGGUUGCAUGGGGUAUCCCGAGGCUCGUGCAGGAGGAGGACGAGUGGGUCUGGCGUGAUACCUACCUCGUUACUGGAAACUCGGACUCGUCGUUCCGCCGCUGGGAGCUGCCUCUGCCUGGAACGGCUGGCACACCCCAGGGCCGUGUUACUCUCAAGUCGCGCGCCGUGGUGGAGAAGGUCAACAAGGGAGCAAAGAAGGGCUCCCACAAGGGAACGAUUGUCUGGGGUGUCGGUGUCCUUCCCGACAACAGCGUCGUUACCUCCGACUCGCUCGGCAAUGUCACCUUCUGGGACAGCAACACGAUGGCUCAGCGCCAGUCUUUCCGCUCGCACAAGGCUGACGGCAUGAGCUUGAUCAUUGGUCCCGGAGGACGCACUGUGUUCACCUCGGGACCUGAUCAGCGCGUGUGCCAGUUUACGGCUGUUACCAAGGGCAACGGCAAGACCGAGUGGGCUCUUACGGCAACCAAGAGGAUCCACAACCACGAUGUUCGCGCGCUCGCCAUCUUCCCUCCUUACCUGCCACUGCCCGCCAACCACCCCCUUAGCCCCCGACCUGUCAACCCUGGGCUCGCGCCUAUCCUGGCCUCGGGCGGCUGGGACAUGGCUCCCGUCUUCACCCCUGCUGCCGCUCCCGAUCUCCUGUCUGAGAAGCUCCGCAGCCCGCUCGGCAAGUCCAAGAAGGGACAGCACAAGGUUGUGUUCGAGGAGUCAUUCUCUCGCAGGCUUCCCAUGUUCGGCGGCGAGCGUGGUACAACUCGCAUUUCUGUGUCCCGCGGUGCUCGCCUUGUUGUCGGCCGCAAGGAUCGAUCAGUCGGCAUCUGGACUGUGCUGGAGGACGAACAGGGCUGGAAGAAGCUCGUCGAGAUGGACCUGCAACUGAGGACCAACCUCAUCUCGUCGGCGGUUUCGCAGGACGGACGGUGGUUGGCCGUCUCCGACCUGUACGAGACCAAGGUCUUCCGCCUCACUCUGUCUCCCACUGGCCGCCUCCGCCCUGUUCGGGUCCGCGGCUUUGUUACGACUCUCAUCGAGUCGCCGGCCCUCGCCGACGUCGGUAUUCCUCAGCGUGGAUGUGGUGCCUCCUCGCUGCUCUUCACGCCCGACUCUGGCCGCCUGGUUGUUGCCUUCGCCGCUACGGCCCACGUUGCUGUGCUGGAGCUCCCUGACCAGGACAGCGGAGUCAUCACCGUUGCGCGAUCGUUCGCACCUCAGCAUACCAUUGUCGGCGGUCGCUCUGUCCGUGGCAAGGGCUCGCGGAGGAGACGCGGCGGAAACAAGGCUGUUGCGGACGCCGAUGGUGACGUCUCGAUGACCAAAGGUCACGCCGCGAGCGAUGAAGAGGCUGAGGAGGACGAAGACGAGCCGGUAUCCAGGCCCACUAGCAGCGAGCCGGCGCCGUGGGUGACGGCCUUGGCCGUGAGCGACGACGGACAGUGGCUCGCGACAUCCGACCUCGGCGGCAAGGUGACCGUCUUCAACCUCGACACGCUGCAGCUGCAUGCCCUGCUGCCGACCCUCCCCCAUGCAGCCGUGUCCAUCGCCUUCACCCCAACGCAUCCUUUCCUCGCGAUCGUGCACCCCAGCAACACUCUGCAGUUCUAUCACGUCGACACCAGCCGGUUCGUUGCCCCCACCCAGCAGCUUGCGGUUGUCAACAACACGCUGCACGGCCUGCACGCCGGCGUCGAGGGUGCAUCGUUUGAGCCUUCGCGCUCCAACCCCCGCGCCGCCAAGGUGGUCCUGUGGGCUCACGACUGGGUCGCCACUGCGCGUCUGGACCUGGACCUGGUGGCCAGGGGAGUCGGCAAGCGCAGCGGCUCGCCCGCUGUGUCGCUCGACGGCUCGCCCGCGCCGCUGUCGACCAAGUCGCUGCGCCGCAAGCGUGCACGCGAGGCGCGCGAGCAGCUCGAGGCGUCGUCAGCGUCGCCGUCGAUCGCUGCGUCGUCUGACAUUGGCGUGCCGGCUUCGCCCACCUCGUCGCUGGCUCGCAGCCUCGUGCACAAGUCUGCGCCAAGCAGUGCCAACGACCCCGAGUUUAUCAAGGUGGCGACGGACAAGUUCCGGAGCGUGGUCGCGGUCGACUGGCUCGAGGAGGGCGAGAUGGUGCUCGUGGAGCGGCCGUACGCCGACUUUGUUGGCGAGCUGCCUCCGGCGUUCUGGACUGGGACGUAUGGCCGGUCGUGAGGACACCACCACCACAUUCUUGACGCUUUGCAUCUCAGUGUACAAUCUUUCAUCUCGUGCAGGCCGCACGAGCGCUACAAUGCAUCAUCUCAUACUACGGGGGCUACAGGUCAGGGCGGCGAGUGGCAACUGGCGUGAGGGUGGCGGCGGCGCGGCUAGGCCCACCAUAAGCAGCUUGAAGCCACAGCCACGCGCCGCGCUCGACGCUCGGCGCGACGCGCCUCGUCUACGUCGACAAGUUGACACAGCUAAAGCUCUCAAAGUGGUGCAUGACCUCCCCGAGGCUCGCGUACGCGCAGUAGCUGUCGCGUUCGCCGAGGGGCGUGUUGGCAGGCGUGGAGAGGGGCGAGAUGUCCGUCGCGGCGGGGCGCAUGGCGCGCCAGUCUUCGUCGGUCAUGGAGCCGACGCUCGACGCGAGGUGGGGGAAGUACGGGCGCUGCGGGGUGGUGGCGAUUGGCACGGGGGCGGACAUGGUGGCGUUGGCUGUGGGUUGUUGUCGUCGCUUGAGAGGCUCCGAGCUGGCUUUUGUGCGCGACAUGCCCU
This is a messenger RNA of Vanrija pseudolonga, 3470 nucleotides long. RefSeq names its product U3 small nucleolar RNA-associated protein 4 (gene utp4). Lineage: Eukaryota; Fungi; Basidiomycota; Tremellomycetes; Trichosporonales; Trichosporonaceae. Gene Ontology annotation, biological process: maturation of SSU-rRNA from tricistronic rRNA transcript (SSU-rRNA, 5.8S rRNA, LSU-rRNA). The transcript has 3 exons. The coding region runs from base 81 to 2927 and encodes 948 amino acids. Gene Ontology annotation, molecular function: protein binding; RNA binding. Gene Ontology annotation, cellular component: 90S preribosome; small-subunit processome; t-UTP complex. The record is from RefSeq and is a predicted model, not a curated record.